CCUGCGCCGAGCAAGUUGCGUGUGCGCGUCGCGUCGUGUUUCGAGAGAGAAAGAGAAAAGAGUAAAACAAAAUAAAGAAGAAGCAAACGCGGUCUUGAGGUUUAAAAAAAGUUAAAUGGAUGCCAGCGGUGCAAAUAAAAAAGGCGUCGUAUUUGGGCAUUUUUUUGUGCGGAAUUUAUUCGUUGCGUGUAAAGUUAUGCGUCAGUGCGUUGUGAUUUUUGAGUGAAUUGUUUUCAAAAUAGAUCAACUUCCAGUUGGAUUGGUUUGAGCCAAAACAAGAAGAAACUUGCGCAAAACAGAGGGGAGACACACAAAUAAAAAUGGAUACACCAAAACGGAUUAAAACGUCACUUUCAUCACAACAGUACGUGAGCAGUCCGCCUUCCGGCGGUUCGGGCAAUCCGGCCACCAUGUUCGGACCGUCGUCCUUUCCCGGAACGCCCGGCAGUGACUCGAAGCAGUUCCACCAGUACGGUUCUGGUGCGUCCGGCGGGGGCGUCCUCGGGUGGCCUCCCGAAAGCCUGACCAGUCCGGUUUCGGCGUGCGGAUCGCCUCCGUCCGGAACCUGGAAGAACCAUCAUCAUUCCGGUGGUGGCCUUAAUGCCAGCGGUUCCAGCUCGGCGGAAAAGCUCGAGAACAAACGGGGCCGGCCCCGAUCGGAGGCACUCACCACGUUGAUGGUGGAAGGUUCCAUUUCACCGUCGGCGAUCAAGUGCCGUUACUGCAACCGGGUCUUCCCGCGGGAGAAAUCUCUGCAGGCGCACCUGCGGACGCACACCGGUGAACGUCCCUACCAGUGUGAUUAUCCGGGUUGCACGCGCGCCUUCACCCAGUCCGGCCAGCUGAAGACGCACCAACGACUGCACACAGGAGAGCGGCCGUUCAUCUGUUCCGCCGCCAACUGCCAGAUGAGGUUUACGCACGCGAACCGCCACUGUCCGGACCACCCGUACGAUACGCUGAAGCGGUGCGACGACUUUGUAAUCCAGUCCAUCCCGGAGCAAAACAGUGAAGUGCUCAAGUGGCUCGAAAAGUACCGGCUCGAGCGGGAGGACCGGACGCCGACCCGGAAGACCCCGAAGCGGAGUGCUAAUCAUCAUCACGGCGGCGGAAGUGCGUCCCAGAACGAGAAUGAGAAUCGAUCAGGGCCGAUGAACAACGAGAACUACGCCGGAAGUGCGUUCCAGUCGCCGAUUACGCCGCGGUCUCCGUUCAAAAGCCGAAAGGGGUUGAUGUGCGAGCUGGACAUGAACGCCGGGCUGGGCCUGGCCGCCAGUCCGAUCACGGCUAAAUCCAAACCGAACGUCCCCAAGCUGAUCCAGUGGCAGGAACCGACCAGCCAAGAGGAGGACGAAUCCGGCGAUGAAUGUGCCGUUGCUGGCAACGGCGUCGGCGGUCCCCCAACCCGAUUCACGUUCAACCCCAAGAAGCGAUGGCUCCGGGAUGCGUGGCAGGAAGAUCUGGCCAAACCGCUCGAACCGAGCAUCAUCUCGCCGCAAGUCCUCUCAAGCACCACCUCAACGGCCGCCCUCAAGCAACAGCUCAACCAAAGCACCGAGUCCCAAACGACGACGACGACGAUCCCGCCAAACCCAAACCAGAUGCGUCCGACGGUGCUGAUGGUGGCCAGCAAGGACACGGCACGCCCGCUCAACGAACCGCCCAUCGAAACCAACCGCAAGCUCCAGGGUGCGCUCGCCCUCAUGCAGCUGGCAACGGAAGACUCCGCGGCGUUCGUCGGACAAUACCCAACUGACCUGCUCACCACGACGAAGGAAGAACCGACGCCACCUCCGCCACCCACAAUGCAGCAACGAAUACCGCAGAUGCUGUCCUACCGACCCGGCGAGAUCGACCACAGCAUCCCGUUCACCCUAGCUGCCGAAGCCUACGUAAACUAUCAAUAGCUAGAGAGCGGAGAGCACGCAACCAUCUCUUCAAACGACGAUCUCCACAAAGUUCUUUCUUUCGUCCCCACUAACUCUUAACAAUUUAAAAAACAUUUAUCCAAAGAGAAAGAAGCAAAUAAGGGUAAAACGCGCGCCGCGCGGCCGACCUUCUUUACCCUGUGAUUUUCCCUGUGUAUCUUAACGUUUAAGUAUUUUUUUUCCUCUUUCUCUUUCCCUACUACCCACUAACACUGAGUUGAUUGAUUUUAACAGUCUUUAAAUUUUAACAAAAGCUCCCAAAUACUUUUAAAUUUUCCUCCCCCAAAUGACGUAACGCGUAAAAGUUUGAGAUUUAGCGGCAGUGAAUGAGACGUGACCCGCAGUCGUCGGAGCAAAAAGUCCUGUCUGAGAGCUAUUUAUUAUUAUUAUUACUGCUACAUAUUACUUUAUUUUUGCCGUUUAAUUUGGAUUGAUUUAAUUUUUAUGCGUUUUGAAGCACAGAAACGGAAUUGAUGAAAUACGGUUGAAAUCACAGCAUAUUAUUUUUUUUUAUUACUUAGUUGGUAUAGAAAAGUAUCUCACACUUAUAUAAUACGACUUGUUCCAGUGCAGAUAUGAAUAAAGAUUACUGUAAAGAUUA
Messenger RNA from Culex quinquefasciatus (southern house mosquito), 2529 nucleotides. RefSeq names its product metal regulatory transcription factor 1. Lineage: Eukaryota; Metazoa; Arthropoda; Insecta; Diptera; Culicidae. Gene Ontology annotation, molecular function: RNA polymerase II cis-regulatory region sequence-specific DNA binding; DNA-binding transcription factor activity, RNA polymerase II-specific. The record is from RefSeq and is a predicted model, not a curated record. The coding region runs from base 321 to 1907 and encodes 528 amino acids. Gene Ontology annotation, biological process: central nervous system development; regulation of transcription by RNA polymerase II. The transcript has 2 exons. Gene Ontology annotation, cellular component: nucleus.